AUGUCGGACGACGAGGAGAUGGAUAUUGACUCCAGAGAUGGAGGUCAACUCAGCCGCGCCGAAAUUGAACGACGAUUGGACGAGGAAUAUCCUAAUCGACCUCACAAUCAUUCCAAGACUCUUCCAUUUCACACACUUUUCGAAGAUCUUUUCAAUCCUCUUAUCGCAAACCGAACCAACAAACCAAUAGGCGCAAUGAUGAACCGAAGAAAAUUAGGUCCCGGUGUUCGUCCCAAAACAUCACCUGCCGAGAGGCGUCGUGCGAUCAUUGAAAGAUAUAUUGCUCGAUGGCGAAGUCAAGUCGGAGAAGACUUUUAUCCUGCUAUGCGUCUUAUCAUUCCUGACAAAGAUCGUGAUCGUGGCGUUUACGGUUUAAAGGAGAAAGUCCUCGCGAAGCUACUGGUCAAGAUUAUGAAAAUUGACAAACGUUCAGAGGAUGCCUUGAGUCUCCUGAACUGGAAAUUGCCAGGUGGUUCUCAUAAUGCCGGAGACUUUGCCGGCCGAUGCCACGAAGUAAUUUCCAAACGACCUAUGAGAGUAGACGUUGGAGAUAUGACCAUUGAGGAGGUGAAUGACCUUCUGGACAAGUUGACCGAAGCCCCAAGAGAAGAAACUCAACUGCCUGUUCUUACCGAGUUCUACAAACGGAUGAAUGCGGAUGAACUCAUGUGGUUGAUUCGAAUCAUCCUUAAACAAAUGGCCGUCGGUGCAACAGAAAAGACUUUCUUUCAUCUCUGGCAUCCGGAUGCCGAGACACUUUUCAAUGUAUCCAGCAACCUUCGGAGGGUAUGCUGGGAACUUUACGAUCCAAACACCCGUCUUGAAGGCGAUGAAACGGGAGUGACAUUGAUGCAGUGCUUUCAACCGCAACUCGCACAAUUUCUGACGGAGACACUCGACAAGGUCGUUCAAAGACUACGGCCGACCGAAGAGGACCCCGAGUUUUGGAUUGAAGAGAAAUUGGACGGUGAGCGGAUACAAUUACAUAUGAUUACCGACGACGAAGUCCCAGGCGGAAAACGAUUCAAAUUCUGGUCGCGCAAAGCCAAAGACUACACGUACCUCUACGGCGAGGGGUUUCAAGACAAGGAAGGUGCCCUCACCCAGUUUAUCAAAGACGCAUUCCGAGAUGGUGUUGAGAACAUCAUUCUUGACGGCGAGAUGAUCACCUGGGAUCCGGAAACGGAUGCUGCAGUGGCGUUUGGGACAUUGAAAACGGCCGCUCUGUCUCAACAACGCAAUCCAUUUGCAGGUGGACCAAGACCACUGUUCCGAGUCUUCGACGUCCUCCUUGUCAACGACCAAAUUCUGACCCGCUACACUCUCAGAGACCGCCGAAGAGCCUUAGAAGCCAGCGUCAAGUCCGUCCACCGUCGCCUCGAACUUCAUGAAUACCAGGUUGCCACCUCGGCGGAUGACAUUGAGCCACGGCUCCGAGAAGCCGUUGCCCAGGCGUCUGAAGGACUGGUCUUGAAGAAUCCCCGAUCAUCAUACCGUCUGGACGAUCGCUCUGGUGACUGGCAGAAGGUUAAACCAGAAUAUAUGACUGAUUUUGGCGAGUCUCUGGACUGUCUCAUCAUCGGCGGGUUCUAUGGCUCCGGCCAUCGCGGGGGAAGCCUGUCCAGCUUCCUGUGCGGUCUCAGAGCUGGUCAGGGUCCGCCACACAGUCAGAACCAGUCUCAGAGUCAGUCUGAGAGUCAAGGCCAAACUGCAUCUCAAAGUCAAGGACCGUCGAAGAAAUUUAUUUCCUUCUUCAGAGUCGGCGGCGGCAUGACUGCCAAUGACUAUGCGGCCAUCCGCCAUGAAACGGACGGGAAAUGGAUAGAUUGGGACCCGAAGCGUCCUCCAACGAAAUACAUUGGUCUCGGCUCACCAACAAACAUGGCAAAAGAGAGACCCGAUGUCUGGAUCAAGCCUGAAGACUCGCUCGUGGUAGAAGUCAAAGCCGCACAAGUGACAGCCAGCGACGACUAUGGCUGCGGUAUGACGCUGCGAUUCCCACGAUUCAAGAGACUGCGACGAGACAAGAACUGGGAAACGGCUCUGUCGCUAGAAGAAUUCCGAGACCUUCGCGAUUCGUACGAGAAGGUCCAACAACAGACGGCAAUGCAAGUGGACGACGCAAAGAAGAAGCAACGCCGAACAAAGGCGCGGAAGAAGACCGUCACGGUUGCAGGAUAUAGUGCCAAAGACGUCAAUGCCCUCACUCUCCCGGAGGGACCGGGCAGCACUGUCUUUGCUGGCCUGACAUUCUACGUCGUGACGGAAUCGGCUCUGCCGGCACCGCACAAGAAAACCAAACUCGAACUCGAAGCGCUGGUGAAAGCCCACGGCGGCAACAUCGUCCAGACGCACACAGCUGUCGAAGGCACAAUCUGCAUCGCAGCGCGUCGGACUGUGAAAGUCGCGAGCCUUGAGAAACGCGGGGAUAAAGAGAUCGUCAAGCCGACCUGGAUCUUCGACUGCAUUGAUCAAGCCAAGCGGGAUUUCGCGCGAGGGUUCUCAGAGAUGGUGGUCCCUUUGGAAUUGGAGCGGCAUUUAUUCUUCGUCCCGGAAGGCAUGAAGGAGCGAUGGGCAGACAAUGCCGAUGAAUUCGGCGACAGCUACGCCAGGGAUACCAGUAUCGACGAGCUUCGCGAGUGUAUGGCUCAGAUGCCGGACGAUCACGAGGAUGGAGAUGAGAGCCAAAUCCCAGACUUGUUUCCCGAAUAUCUCGACAUGAAAGGAUUCAUGUUUCGCGGCCUAGUGCUUUUCUUUGAUCGGCCAGAUGAAAUAAAUCAGCACAAUUCAAACGCGUCAACGUCCACGCCAACGUUAGGGACUGAGAACGAGGUAAACGAUGCCACGAUAGGGAAUAUAGCGCUGUUUGCGGGCGCAAAGAUCCUGCCUAGUGACAACCUCGGUGCCGUGUCUGACGACGAGAAAUCUACAAUCACGCACAUCAUUGCCCAUGCUGACUCGGAUCUCCCUUUGCUCCGUCGCGAGGUCUCGAGGUGGAAAAGUCGGAGAAUUCCACGCAUUGUGAGUGCCGAGUGGAUACUCACAUGCUGGAGAGAGGGAACGAGAGUUGAUGAAGAGGCGUAUGUGGCGAGAUGA
Messenger RNA from Rhinocladiella mackenziei CBS 650.93, 3096 nucleotides. RefSeq lists its product as uncharacterized. Gene Ontology annotation, cellular component: DNA ligase IV complex. NCBI's taxonomy places the organism in Eukaryota, Fungi, Ascomycota, Eurotiomycetes, Chaetothyriales, Herpotrichiellaceae. Gene Ontology annotation, biological process: nucleotide-excision repair, DNA gap filling; double-strand break repair via nonhomologous end joining; DNA recombination. The record is from RefSeq and is a predicted model, not a curated record. Gene Ontology annotation, molecular function: DNA binding; DNA ligase (ATP) activity; ATP binding. The coding region runs from base 1 to 3096 and encodes 1031 amino acids. The transcript has a single exon.